AUGGGUUACGGGAAAAAGAAAAUCGAGAUCAAGAAAAUUGAGAAAACAUCAUCCCGAAACGUCACCUUCACCAAAAGGAGACAAGGGUUAUUUAAAAAAGCUCACAAAUUGGAAUCCAUGAGCCGAUUCAAAAUCGCGAUUCUCGUCUUCUCGCCUGCCGGAAAACCCUUCACCUACGGGGAUACCGAGUCAGCAAUGGAAACCCUCUUGAAUUUUUACAGUCAUAAUGACUCGAAUGAAUCGAUCUCUGGGUGCCAAACUGAAAUCUUUUUUAAUGAUAAGACCACACUUCUUGAAACUGAGUGUUGUUCCAGAUCUGAUGAAAUCAACUUGCCCCAAUUGACUUUGACAGGGGAUUCGAGUGAAAUUCGAAUUGGGAUUGGUGGGGAUGAUGAUGUUUGUGGUGGUUUUCAGUCUGCCUCCUACUUCACAAAACCCUUCACGGCAAACUCUGAGGCGAAUACAAGUGGGAAAAAUGAAGGACCUGAACCGUUAAGCGUUGAUGAUUACGAGUUAAAUUGUUCAGUCCCCUUUAUGAGCUAUUUGAUUAAUGAAGAAACAAACCAAGAAUUCGGAUUUAUGCCAGCGAAAUCAAGCAAUCAAACUGAGCACGAACAAGGGAAUGUUAAUUGCAGCAAAUUUGCGGCCAGCACAACCGAUGUAGCCAGCACAAGUGCAGAAAAUGAAGAAUUUGGGGCGUUAUCAACCUGUUGUUCUGGGAUUGUUGUUGAUCCUUCAUAUUAUGAGUUGAAUUAUGGAGAUCCCUUGAUGGGCAAUUCUUUUAGUGGUGAAAGAAGUCAAGCAUUUGGGUGUAUGACAAACAAUUUUGUGGGCGACAGUUUUGGUUUCAGUGGUGCAAUUGCUGCUAUAUAG
Messenger RNA from Oldenlandia corymbosa var. corymbosa, 873 nucleotides. Lineage: Eukaryota; Viridiplantae; Streptophyta; Magnoliopsida; Gentianales; Rubiaceae. The record is from the annotation of a GenBank genome assembly.